Saccharomycopsis crataegensis is the source of this 2586-nucleotide messenger RNA. It is a transcript of the gene RTT107, whose product is annotated as Rtt107p. NCBI's taxonomy places the organism in Eukaryota, Fungi, Ascomycota, Saccharomycetes, Ascoideales, Saccharomycopsidaceae. Gene Ontology annotation, cellular component: Cul8-RING ubiquitin ligase complex; nucleus. Bases 1 to 2586 code for a protein of 861 amino acids. Gene Ontology annotation, biological process: double-strand break repair; DNA double-strand break attachment to nuclear envelope. The record is from RefSeq and is a predicted model, not a curated record. The transcript has a single exon.
AUGUCGCCCAAGAAAUACUUCCAAGGGUACAAUGUUCUCGUGGUACAGUCGCUGCAAUUCCAAGGUGUCAAAUUCGAUGGGAUUUGCCAACAACUAACGAAAUUCGGUGCGUCGUGCAUCACCACCGCCACCAUCAAUAAAGAUCGGUUUGGGUUAUCACAUAUCAUCGCCACCAAUACCGAUUUCCCAGAGUAUCAAUUUGCCAUUGAUCAUAUGAUUCCGAUUGUGACCCCAGAAUGGGUGGAAGAUACGAUUUCCCAGACCCGUUUGGCGAGUCUCCGGCCGUAUUCUGUCGUGCCGUACCAUUUCCUCCGUGGAGUGUUUGCCACCAUCAGCGAUGAUAUUCCAUCGGGAGAUCGCCAAGUAUUAGAGGCGAUAAUUAUAGCUCAUGGAGGUCAUUGUGCCACCGCGGUGACCAAGUUCACCACCCAUGUGAUAGGAGCGACCACCGGUAGCGAUGCGUUCAUCAUUGCCCUGCUGGUGCCGGAGAAACGAAUCAAAUGCGUAUUGCCCCAAUGGGUCGACGAGUGUAUUAAAUCCAAACAACACGUCAACGAACAGAAAUACCUAUUACAAGGAUCAGAGUACCAACACUUGGAGACCCUCAAUGAGAAAGUAUAUCAACAGAGCACCGACGAUGUGGAGAUGCAAAUUAAAGAAUAUUUAACCGGGAAACGUUUUUAUUUAUCUAAUGACUUACAUUUAGGAUUACGAAUGAGAAAUGUGUUGGAAUCGUUAAUUAUUCACGGUGGAGGCAGUAUUAAUUACGAGAUUACUCCGGGAAACGAGAAUUGUUAUAUUGGUAAUUAUCGUGCCGGGUUGGAUUACGUACGAGCUUCGAAAGUCGGGAAUACCGUGGGGAAUAUGACUUGGUUAAUGUCGAUGGUUUCGAUGGAAAAAUACCAUUCUCCAUUUAAUAAUAUGCUUCAUUAUCCAGUGAGCAGAACUGGAUUGCCGGUAUUUGACAACUUGAUUUUUGCGGCGACGAAUUAUAGUGGAGACGGUCGUGGGUACGUUGAGGCGUUGAUCGAAGGAUUGGGGGCGAAAUAUUCGAAAUCAUUAACGACAAAAGUUGAUUACUUGAUUUGUUCUAAGCCCGGGGGCGCCAAAUAUGACGCGGGGUUACUUUGGGAGAAUGUCAAAGUAAGGAACCAUCAUUGGUUGGAAAAAUGCUAUAAAGAAUGGCGGAUAGUAAAAGAUGAUGAUGGCAUGGAUAUUAGAAAUGCCGAGACCGAAAAAGACAUGUUGGGACAAGUGAGUUUUGAUGAGGAGAGCAUCAGGAAGUUUUGGGACGCUAAUUAUAUGAAGGAUCAAGAUACAAAGGAAGAGGAGGAAGAGGUUGAGAAUAGUGAUGGUAGUGAAGGGAUCAUUGAUACACAAAAAAAUAUCGAUGAUAAGGAAAUAUUCAUUGAUAAUGACAAAAUAAUCCAAGACAAUAAAGAGGAUGAUGGAAAACAGGAGGAGAUCCUUAACAUCGAGGUUGACGAGCAGAAGAAGAAAAAAGAUGAAGAUAAAAAAGAUGAAGAAAAAAAGGAUGAAGAGCAAGAUGAUAAGAAGCAAGAAGAUAAGGAUCAUGAUAAGAUAGGCAAAGCAGAAAAAACCGACGCCAAAGAGUUGAAAAAUAACCAGGAACUUAAAUCUUCAAAAAUAGAAAAUGGGACAUCCCCGAAAAAUAUUAUACCAAACGCCCCAACUCCUGAAUAUACUAUUCCUCCUCCUAUCUACGGAGGAAGAAAAGCCGCCAAAAAGGCCGCCGAGAAAUUGCAUUCUGAUAUGGAAGAUCUCAACAAGUUCCAAAAGCAAAGAUUAACUAAAAGUAUUCCAAAGCUUCCAGAAGAAGUUGCCGAAGCUGAAAGACUCAAACAAUUGAAAAGAAAAUCGCUCACCUCAGAUAUCAUUAGUACCCCUUCCAAGAAAUCCAAAUCGAAAAAUAAAUUGCUCGAUCUCCGGAUCGUCACCACCGGUUGUGAUGACAUUACUGGGGCUGAUUUGCGAAUGCUCCAGUCACUUGGGGUAAGCGUUGCCAAAGACCCAGCCGAUGGUAACACCAUAAUCGCUCCGCGAAUAAUGAGGACCGAAAAGUUUCUAUCGGUAUUGGCUAACGGUCCAAAAUAUAUUCUUCAUCCGAAAUUCAUUGAGGAUCUUGUUAAAAAUGGCAAGGAAAUCGAUCCUGAAAAGUAUCUGCUUGAUCAUUACGAUUCUGGAGCGAAGAAUGAGUUGGGGAUCACGGUGGAAGAGUUAUUGAAAAGAUGGCAAGACCGGAAAACCAAAUUAUUCAGUGGGAUCCGGUUCAAUAUUACCGGGGCGGUCCCAGGAGGUCCCUCGGUGCUUAAUCGAAUAUUGGGGGCCCAUGGUAGUCCAUCUAAAGUGAAGUUACUUAAAAGUGCUAGUGGGGUAAAGCCUAAGCAAUUGGAGUACUGCGAUGAUGAGAAAACGUGUUAUUUGAUCAGAAAGGGGGUUGACGAAGGUCUGGAGGCUACGGUGGUGGAGAAGUUCCAACAAGUUUGUGAAAAGCAAAAGAAGACGGGAAUUGUUGUGGAAUGGCAGUGGGUGGUGAGCUCGAUUUUCUCGCUGGAGAUGUCGUAG